AGAGUUCAAAGAGCCUUUCAGCAGCUCUUGAAUAUAACUCGGAAACAGUCAGGGGUCCGAGAUUUGGACCAAACACUUUUACACUAGUUAUCGUCCCAUCUGAAUCGCGAGACCGGGAAUCAUGGCUGGACCUCCUGUUAUCAUAUGGGAGCGUGAAGUUGAGCGCUUGCUGCAUUACAGAGAGCUGAUCCCUCGUCUGGAGGAGGCUCUGGGGAAAUUCUCCAGACGAGACAGCGCAGAGGUGAUCCAGCCUGUGCGCUCCGCAGUGCCCUUGCAGAAAUACAACGGCUACCUGGGAUUGAUGCCUACAUACAUGGAGAAUGACGGACUCCUGUCCACAAAGUUAGUGUGUUUCUACGAUAGGGAAGUUGGUUCAACGUUGCCUGCCAUUAAAGCCACGGUGGUGCUGCUGGACCCAGAGUAUGGGAAUGUAAAGGCUGUCAUGGAUGGAGAUGUCAUCACAGGCAUGAGGACAGCUGCAGCCUCUGCCAUCUCUGCUAAGCUGCUGAUGCGUCCUGAAGCAGAGGUGCUGGCCAUCUUGGGGACCGGCAAACAGGCCCUGAGUCAUUACAAUGUCUUCACAGAGAUGUUUUCAUUUAAAGAGGUGCGUGUGUGGAGCCGCACAAGAGAGAGAGCGGAGAGGUUUUGCCAAUCUGUCAGUGGUCCGGUGACAGCAUGCAUCUCAGUGGAGGAGGCGGUGAGGGGAGCAGACGCCAUUGUGACAGUAACCACAUGUACAGAGCCAGUGCUCUUUGGUCAGUGGGUCAAACCCGGAGCCCAUGUGGCAGCGGUGGGAGCUUGCAGGCCAAACUGGCGGGAGCUGGACGACGUGUUGAUGAAGGAGGCGGUGGUGUACACUGACAGCAGGGAGGGAGCAAUGGCUGAGUCCGGGGACGUCAUUCUCUCUGGGGUUGAGGUAUUCGCAGAGCUUGGAGAUGUUAUUAACGGGACAAAACCCGCCCACAGAAACAAGACAACAGUGUUCAAAUCCCUUGGAAUGGGAGUUGAGGAUGCAGUGUCAGCAAAACUGGUAUUUGAACAAUGGAAAGCCAAAGCCAGCCAACCAUGAAGUGACCGUGUACUUAAAACCUGACAUCUUGACCUUUAUGCCACGCAAGCUGAUAAAGAUCAAGGCAAUAUAAGAAAGUACAAGAAAUAAUAUUUCAAUCUAAA
Micropterus dolomieu (smallmouth bass) is the source of this 1173-nucleotide messenger RNA. It is a transcript of the gene crym, whose product is annotated as crystallin, mu. Gene Ontology annotation, cellular component: cytoplasm. NCBI's taxonomy places the organism in Eukaryota, Metazoa, Chordata, Actinopteri, Centrarchiformes, Centrarchidae. The transcript has 8 exons. Gene Ontology annotation, biological process: thyroid hormone metabolic process. The coding region runs from base 122 to 1069 and encodes 315 amino acids. Gene Ontology annotation, molecular function: thyroid hormone binding. The record is from RefSeq and is a predicted model, not a curated record.